CGUGAAAGCGUUCUCCUCCUCUUCACUUCCGUCUCGCUAAUGCUCACGGCGAGCACGCGUCGAUCGACAGAGGGGAAACCAGCAUGUCCGAGAAGAAGUCCGUCCUCGAUCACCGUCACCUCGCGGCGGCGGCGGCCGCCGGCGAGAUGAAGAAGGACAAGGAGAAGGCGAAGCCGCCGUCGCCGGCGGCGGCGUGGAAAUCGCUGAAUCGGAGCAGCCAGAGCGGGAGCGGGGAGGAGCACGGCGGGGACGGCCAGGGAUCCGACGGCGGCAGCGGCGGCGGCGGCGGCGAUUCCUCCCUCCCCGCCGUCAGGUUCUCCACUCGGAACGCUUCCUCCAAGUACGACUUCGUCAAGGUGAAGGUGUGGUUAGGGGAUAAUUGCGAUCAUUACUACGUUCUCUCGAGGUUUCUCCUCAGCAGAAUGUUGACCGUCACUAAGAUUCCAAAUCAUGUUGCCAUCAAAAUCGCCCUCGAACUGAAGAAGUUGCUCAUAGACAACAGCCUUCUGGAUGUCUCUCAGUCUGACUUGGAAGCUAACCUCUUCAAGCUGAUGGAGCGGCGGGGUUAUGGAGAGGAGUAUAUAAAUCGUUACAAAAUGAUGACUAGAUUUCAUCAUCAAAGAGUGCCUUUGGUUAUCCUAGUGUGUGGGACUGCCUGUGUUGGUAAAUCUACCAUUGCAACACAGCUUGCUCAGAGAUUGAAUUUGCCAAAUGUCUUACAGACGGAUAUGGUAUAUGAGCUUCUGAGAACCUCAACAGAUGCACCACUAGCAUCCACUCCUGUUUGGGCACGAGACUAUAGUUCAUCCGAGGAGCUGAUUACAGAAUUUUGUAGAGAAUGCAGAAUUGUUCGUAAAGGCCUUGCUGGCGAUUUAAAGAAGGCAAUGAAAGAUGGUAAGCCAAUUAUUAUUGAGGGAAUACAUCUGGACCCAAGCAUUUAUUUAAUGGACGACGAGAACAAAUUGCCUGGUGAUGAUCCAGCAAAGAGAAAAGAGGCAAAACCCUUACCUGUUACAUCAGAUGGUUAUACUGCCACUCAAAUGGAAAAUAAUCCUUCAAGUGUCUGUAGUAGUCAUGAUGAGAGUAGCAAUAGCUCUCUUGGGCAAGCGAACUUUGAAGAGGUUAAUGUUGACCAAUUGCCUAAAAUGUCAGUUUCUCUGGAAUCUAUGCACCUAGGUGGAAAAGUCACUGAAUGUCAAAAUGUCAAAGAUGCAGAGGAAAAUAAAACUAUGGUGACAAGGAAAGAAAAGUCUGGUGCUGAACCAAUAAUUGUUCCUAUAGUUCUAAAGAUGGCAGAAUUUGAACAUAAGGCAUUACUGGAGGAAUGGAUCUCAACACGGACAUUUAGUGGUAAAUGUCUUAUUGAGGACAAGGAUAGGCUGAUAGGCAACUUAAAAACUAUUCAAGAUUAUCUUUGCUCGUUUGAAAAACAGGGUUUGCCGGUUGUCAAUAUAUCUGCAACAACUUUCCCGCAAACAUUAGAUCAUCUUCAUAAUUAUCUUCUUGAGUGUAUUGAGCAAGGUAUUUCAUCAUCAUCGAGCAAAAGUGGCAGGCACUCGGUGGAAAAGUAGUUAGGGGUUCGAUGAUAGUUUGAGCAUUUUCUGGUGUGAAAGUCUCUUAACAAAAGAUGUAUGAUAAAAGGGAAUGUGGUAAAUACCCCAAAUGUGUGGCAAUGUGAGAGCAAUCCGAUAAACAAAAUGUCCGAGACCGACUGAAGUAGCCUCAAUGCUGCACAGGAGGCUUUCUACAGGUAGCAGAUUGUUUUGAAAUUUUUCUUCCACUUUGCCCAUGGGAAAGCUUAGGCAACGCGUCCUUUAGAGGCGAUAGCAGUUGAAUUUGUAUCGACACAGAAAGACACGAGUGAAAACUGGUGCGCGCGGUUUAUUCUCCUCAUUCUCAUCGGCAAGUCAACUGAAGUGAUUCUGGGAAAUGAUUGAUUGUAUGAGUGCUUGGUUUCGCAUUAUGGUUUUUAACCAGUGAAUUCGGCAUGCUAUGCACGAUAUGAUGAAACAGUCAUAGUCUUAGCUCGAAUGGUUAGAUUGCAUGGUGGUGUUAAACGUU
This is a messenger RNA of Syzygium oleosum, 2061 nucleotides long. RefSeq lists its product as uncharacterized. The transcript has 16 exons. Lineage: Eukaryota; Viridiplantae; Streptophyta; Magnoliopsida; Myrtales; Myrtaceae. The coding region runs from base 84 to 1571 and encodes 495 amino acids. The record is from RefSeq and is a predicted model, not a curated record.